CCAAUCGCGGGCUUCCUUCCUACAGGCCGUUGGGGCUAUUUAAAGGUGCGCGCCGGACCCAGCGCUGCAGUUGCCGGUCAGCUUGUAUAACGUGUAUCGGUCAUGGCCAGCCAUCUGGAACUCAACAAUGGCACCAAGAUGCCCACCCUGGGCCUGGGUACCUGGAAGUCCCCUCCUGGCCAGGUGACUGAGGCCGUGAAGUUUGCCAUUGACGCUGGGUACCGCCACAUUGACUGUGCCCAGGUGUACCAGAAUGAGAAGGAGGUGGGAGUGGCCCUCCAGGAGAAGCUCAAGGAGCAGGCCGUGACACGCCAGGAGCUCUUCAUCGUCAGCAAGCUGUGGUGCACGUUCCACGACAAGAGCAUGGUGAAAGGAGCCUGCCAGAAGACACUCAGCGACUUGCAGCUGGACUACCUGGACCUCUACCUUAUUCACUGGCCAACAGGCUUCAAGCCCGGGUCUGACUAUUUCCCGCUGGAUGCAUCAGGGAAUGUGAUUCCUAGUGACACUGAUUUUGUGGACACUUGGACGGCCAUGGAACAACUAGUGGAUGAAGGUUUGGUGAAGGCAAUUGGUGUCUCCAACUUCAACCCCCUUCAGAUUGAGAGGAUCCUAAACAAACCUGGCUUGAAAUACAAGCCUGCGGUUAACCAGAUUGAGUGCCACCCGUACCUGACUCAGGAGAAGCUGAUUCAGUACUGCCAUUCCAAAGGCAUCGUGGUGACUGCUUACAGUCCCCUUGGUUCUCCUGACAGGCCCUGGGCCAAGCCUGAAGACCCUUCUCUCCUGGAGGAUCCCAGGAUCAAGGCAAUUGCAGCCAAGUACAAUAAGAGUACAGCCCAGGUGCUGAUCCGAUUCCCCAUACAAAGGAACUUGGUGGUGAUCCCCAAGUCUGUGACACCAGCCCGCAUUGCUGAGAACUUUAAGGUUUUUGAUUUUGAGCUGAGCAGCGAGGAUGUAACCACUCUACUCAGCUACAACAGGAACUGGAGGGUGUGUGCCUUGAUGAGCUGUGCCAAACACAAGGAUUACCCCUUCCACGCAGAAGUCUGAAGCUUCGGGUCCC
Messenger RNA from Acomys russatus (golden spiny mouse), 1066 nucleotides. Its product is annotated as aldo-keto reductase family 1 member B1. Gene Ontology annotation, cellular component: cytosol. The record is from RefSeq and is a predicted model, not a curated record. Gene Ontology annotation, molecular function: aldose reductase (NADPH) activity. The coding region runs from base 103 to 1053 and encodes 316 amino acids. NCBI's taxonomy places the organism in Eukaryota, Metazoa, Chordata, Mammalia, Rodentia, Muridae. The transcript has 10 exons.